Messenger RNA from Phycodurus eques (leafy seadragon), 783 nucleotides. It is a transcript of the gene rpl10a, whose product is annotated as ribosomal protein L10a. Gene Ontology annotation, molecular function: structural constituent of ribosome; RNA binding. Bases 87 to 737 code for a protein of 216 amino acids. Gene Ontology annotation, biological process: translation. The transcript has 6 exons. NCBI's taxonomy places the organism in Eukaryota, Metazoa, Chordata, Actinopteri, Syngnathiformes, Syngnathidae. Gene Ontology annotation, cellular component: large ribosomal subunit. The record is from RefSeq and is a predicted model, not a curated record.
CGUACCAUACGGACAGCCUUUAUUGACGCAACUUCCCCCUGCACUUCCUUUCUGGCGUAGCGAGGCGAGAGAGGCUAACCGCUAAAAUGAGUAAAGUUUCCAGAGACACGUUGUAUGAGGCUGUGCGGGAAGUCCUGUCGGGCUCAAAGACUAAAAAGAGGAAGUUUGUGGAGACUGUGGAGCUGCAGAUCAGCCUGAAAAACUAUGAUCCCCAGAAGGACAAGCGUUUCUCUGGCACAGUCAGGCUGAAGACUCUCCCCAGGCCAAAGUUCUCAGUCUGCCUUCUCGGAGACCAGCAGCAUUGUGACGAGGCCAAAGCCGCUGACCUGCCGCACAUGGAUGUGGAGGUGCUCAAAAAGCUAAACAAGAACAAGAAGUUGGUCAAAAAGCUUGCCAAGAAGUAUGACGCGUUCCUGGCUUCAGAGUCUCUGAUCAAGCAGAUCCCUCGUAUCCUGGGCCCUGGGCUCAACAAGGCUGGCAAGUUCCCCUCCCUGCUCACCCACAACGAGAACCUAAUUACCAAAGUGGAUGAGGUCAAAUCCACCAUUAAGUUCCAGAUGAAGAAGGUGCUCUGUCUGGCCGUGGCCGUCGGGCACGUGAAGAUGACUGAAGAUGAGCUGGUGUACAACAUCCACCUAGCCGUCAACUUCCUGGUGUCGCUGCUCAAGAAGAAUUGGCAGAAUGUGCGCGCCCUGUAUGUCAAGAGCACCAUGGGAAAGCCCCAGCGCCUCUAUUAAGUGACAAGCUUUUCUACAAAUAAUAAAAAUGUGGACUUUCCAACAA